AGACGGGGCAGGGAGGAAGGAGAGGCGGCUUCUAUUUCCAUUGGUCUCUUUCGCGCCUUCACGGUCUCACAUGACCUCCCCCCUUCCAACGGAUCAGGCGUCAGCGGGCGGAAGUCCCUCUGCUCCCUAGGCUCUAUGGUUUCUUUGUAGGAGGCGCUCCCCGCUGCGUCUAUGGUCCUCGCGGGGCCGGACGGGAGGCUGGCGGAUCGGCGUGCACAUUCCUCCCCCAUUACCUCACACUCGGCGAAGGGGCCGCCGGGAUAGUGGAGGACCUGCUCUCUGUGCCGCCUUGCUUCAGCUCCCUGUGUAGCCGGCGGCGAGCCCGGGAUUCCUCUUCCGAUUUCGCUGUGCGGUUUCCCCCUUCCCCUCCCCCCGCCCCCGGGCCGCCUUGUCCUCCCCUGCCCCGCUGGGUCCACUUCUCCGGCUCUCGCCCGCCUCGGCCCAUGGCUCCAUGAAGCGCGGGGCAGUCGAGGUGGUGGCGGCGGCGGCGGCGCUGGUGGCGGCGGCGGGGAGGCAAGAGCAGGAGCGGCGGCGGCAGCGCUGGUGGCGACGGCGUUGGUUGGGCUGAAACGGCGAACUGGGGAAGGGAGCCGUCUCCGCUCCGGGGAGAGAGAAGAUUUGGGGAACAGGAAUGGGCCGUGAGAAAAGAAAAUUCAUUCCAGAUAUAAAAUAGCUUCCCUUUCCACCUGUUCAUCUACCCCUUGGCAAUACAAGGUUUCUGCUUUCAGGUUCUACAGUACUCCAGACAGCAAGUGGUGAAUCAGGAUGGGAAAAAGACGCUGUGUUCCUCCACUUGAGCCCAAGUUGGCAGCAGGCUGUUGUGGGGUAAAGAAACCCAAAUUGUCUGGAAGUGGAACACACAGCCACGGGAAUCAAGCCACAACCGUGCCAGUCUCUAGUUCAGGUCCUCUUCAGAACCACCAGCAUGCAGAUGGGGGCAAUGGAAGGGAGAACGUAUCAGAUUUGACUUUAUGCCCUGGAAACUCUCCAAUUACGCGAAUGAAUCCCACUUCAGGAGCAUUGAGCCCACUCGCCCGGCCUAAUGGAACUGCCAACAGCACCAAAAACCUAGUGGUGACAGCGGAGAUGUGCUGCUACUGCUUUGAUGUACUCUACUGUCAUCUUUAUGGUUUCCCUCAGCCAAGACUUCCUCGAUUUACCAAUGACCCCUAUCCACUCUUUGUGACAUGGAAGACAGGGCGAGACAAGCGACUUCGGGGCUGCAUCGGAACUUUCUCUGCCAUGAAUCUUCACUCAGGACUCAGGGAAUACACAUUAACCAGUGCACUUAAGGACAGCAGGUUUCCACCCCUGACUCGUGAGGAGCUGCCUAAACUUUUCUGCUCUGUCUCCCUCCUCACUAAUUUUGAGGAUGCCACUGACUACUUGGACUGGGAGGUGGGAAUCCAUGGAAUCAGAAUUGAGUUCAUCAAUGAGAAAGGUGUCAAACGCACAGCAACAUAUUUACCCGAGGUUGCUAAGGAACAAGCCUCACCUGAUCACACAAGCACAACAUCAGAUGACCCUUCUAUCCUCCCUCAGCACUAGGUUUUGUGCUGCAAACAUGGACAACAGUUGAAGAAUGCAGCAGUUGCCACCACUGUAAUUGUUCAAAACAUUUCUUCCACCAUUCAGAGGAUCACAUCUCCUCCUGGAAUUGAGUCAAAAGACCAAAGUGUAAUUCAUUAAAUCAGGUCUCCACACUGCACCAUUAUUGGAGAGUAGUGGAUUUAUACUGUGUUUGAUGUGAAGCUGUGUCUUACUUUGAAUAUGUGACUAACUUGAUUGCUAUAUAUGACUAAAAUAGGAUAAUUGGAAAUGUCAUAUGACUUUGUUGACCAAAUUGUUGUUUUCAGUUGGAACUUGUCCAGUAAUUUGAACUUGCUUAUCUCUCUUUUGAAAGCCUAUCCCUUUUUCUUGAAAUGAGCCUGUAUUUAGAUCACUGCUGCUUGCUUUUUUUUAACAGAUUGGGAUCAGAUUCAAACAAUAGACUCCUUGCUCAGGAAAGGUGGUUUUAAGGCUCCAAUUACCAAUGAUUUUAGGAAAACUAUUAAACUCACCAGGUAAAUGACAUAUUUUACUUUUGGUAGUUGUCAGCAACUAAAGUCAUUACUACUUUCAUUACUGAUGGUAAGUUUUAAGAUUGCUCUUUGUGCUCCAGAUCCUGCAGUUUUCUGAAUUUCCUCACUGCCCCCAACAGUGGUGCCUAAACCUUGUUGUUUUGUUCAGUCAUUGUUUGCUUUUAAUUUUCACAGUAACAAAUACUGGCUGCCAGAGCCAACUUUGGUUUUGCCUGGGCAAUGUACACACAUGCACACCCAGGUUACUGGGCUGACUGGGACACACUCCUCCCCAUUGCUGGCAGUGGUGACUGCUCUCUUUUUCUCUGCCAUCCGUUACCAUUUCCUCCUUUGUAUCCUUUCUUUUUGGGCCCACUGGUGUGAUGGUUAGGCCGCAAGAGGAGAUGCAGCAUCCACUUCCAGCUCCUUAUGCCUGGAGGGAGAGAGUAAGGGAGCAAAUGGAAGCCUCUCCUGCUUCUCACCUCUGCUACCAGCAGAUUUAGGCAAAUAGGAAGAAGAAGCAAGCACAGAGGGAAGGAGUGAGUGAGGGAUCUGGCAGUGAAGAGAAGGACCUGCCACCACUCUGCACCCAUUUAGAAGGGCUCCAGUCGGCAAUGACUACUGAGCCCCUGUGGAUUGUGGGCCUCGUCCGUAAUAAGCUGGAAUUGAAAUAAAUAAUUUGAAAGGUUAAACAAUUUUUGUUGAUACAACAGAAUUCCAAAUAUAGCCGUUGGUGAUUUGCUGACUUUGUUUCAUUGAAAGAUGUAUUUUUUUAAAGACCCAAUGCUUUUUUCUUUCAGAUACCGCAGUGAGAAGGUGACAAUCAGUUAUGCAGAAUACAUGGCUUCUCGUCAGCAUUGUUUUCAGAAUGGCACUCUUCAUGCCCCGCCCCUCUACAAUCAUUACUCCUGACACAAGGCUGCAUGACCAGUCCCGCCCUCCAGCUACCACUAACGGCUAUGACAUCAUUGGGGCAGAUGCCUCCUCUUCCUGGUCCAGUUACUUCUAUUACUGCACCAUUUUAUGAUGCUAGCUUCCGUUGCCAAGUCUGCCUUCCAGCUGACUGAGGGAUGGGGGAUACCAGUGAGUGCAACUGAACUUCAAGGGCCCAUGCCUUUCCUCAUCCUUCCUUCAGAAUGAGGGUUCAGUUGGACUGAGGCUCCAAAACUAACAGUUGCAGUUGGGUAGAGAGAACCUUGAGGAACGGCAGUACUGCUUCAGAUUGCUCUGUGUGUUAAAUUGCACUGUGUUCAUUUGAAUUGUUAAUUGUGACAGCCCCCUUGAUUAAGUAAGAGAGUUCUCCUGGCAGUCUGGGCAACGGAGUACAACAACAUACUUUUAGGUUAUUUUUAAUUUUUUUAACCUCUGAUAUUUAUCUACCAUGAGCUGAUUAGUCCUUAUACACCCCAGGCAAGCAGAUGACUUGACGCAUUACAAGGAUGUAUGUCAGCAGAGAUUCCUCCCUCCUCCUCUUCGCAGAAGAUGGCAAUUGAAAGGGGAAACAAAAUUUACUGCAGAUGAAACUAUUGCUUGCACAAAUCCAGGAGGGUUCAGUUCUCACAUCUAGCUGCUCUUGGUUUUGACAAAGAAGGAAAGUAGCCCACUAGAUAGGACAGUAAUGCAUAAAUGAAGGUGAACUGCUCUGGGUUAUGUUUGGGAGUAGCUUGAGUUUCCUUGUCUCCUGGAAGUACAAUCUCCCUCUCCUUUGGGGCUUUUCCCUGGGUUUCUAACUUGAAAUACAAGCAGUGUGGUCUGCUGUUGGAUUGGGGCUGAUUUUAUUCCCCACAAAGCCAUCGUUAAAGCAAUUCAAAAAGGACGUGAAAAUUGUGUAUAGGAAACACUCCAUGGGACCUGUGUUUAACUGGCAGCAGUUGUAUUUAGCAUGACCCUGAUAUCCAGGUAAUGAAAUACACAGUAAAUGUUAGCCUUUAAGUGGUUAUCUAAUAUAGGUGCCAUCGCUGCACUGGUGCUUCAAUACUA
Messenger RNA from Zootoca vivipara (common lizard), 4040 nucleotides. It is a transcript of the gene AMMECR1L, whose product is annotated as AMMECR1 like. Lineage: Eukaryota; Metazoa; Chordata; Lepidosauria; Squamata; Lacertidae. The record is from RefSeq and is a predicted model, not a curated record. Gene Ontology annotation, cellular component: nucleus.